AUGUCGAGAACGGGCAGAACGCAACAUCGUCGUGGAGGGUUCAGGUCGACGGCCCGGAAGUUGAUGGGGAUUUAUUUGGGCGGAGCUCUGCUGUUUUCGGGCGGAGGCUCUGUGGCUGCCGAGCCGGUGGAGGGGCUUCUUCGUCGGAAUUUGUCUUCAGGUGCCACCGGCACCCAGGGUGAAUCAGGGGCCGCAGAAGCUGUUGUCGCAACCUGUACGGCGGCAAGCGGGGAUGCCGUCACCCCGACUGCCACGACGUUGACGUUGUCAUCGAGGACCCUCGUCGCUACCUUAAAGUGCGUGGGUCAAAGCAUGAAAGCGCUGCCGACAGAUAUGGCCACAGUCUGCGUGGAAGAAGCCGCCGCCGGAAAAGAACUGGAAUCCUCUAACUGCUCUAUUGGAGGCACUAACAUGGGCGACCCGGUAAAGCUGCAAGAACUCCUGGGAACAAAUGACCCGGUCCAGUGGAAAGCAAUCUCUUCUUCUGACGGCAAGAAUCAAGGGGAAUCUCGGAUGCUCGAGCUAUCCGAGGCAAGCCUUCCUCGAACUGACAAAUCAUUCAUGGUCGGAUGUCAAAAAAGUACCAAAUCCCCAUGCAAAGUCACAGUCAAUGUAAAUGCAAGGCCAUCAUCUGUAGAUGACAAAAAUGUAGUCACCUGUGCAUACGGCAAGGACAGCAACCCGAAGCCCGUUGAAGUCGAGAUGUCGGAAGACAAAAACACUCUCACCAUUGACUGUGGCACCAACGCAUCGAUGUAUCCUCAGGACUACACCUCUCACUACUGCGCCCCCGAAUCAGAAAGCAAGGAACAAUGCAUAAAGAAGAACUAUUCCGACGUUCUCGGAUCUUUUACGAGCACCUGGUGGAGUGCAGACCAAGACGGUACAUCGGCUACUCUAACUAUCCCCCAGACAGACUUCCCGCCUGAGGACCAGAGCCUGCUCCUAGCCUGUUUUCCUAAAUAUCUUUCGGACAAGGAAUCCCGACACACAGACAGUGUACCUCAUUCUGUGACUGGGAUUACCGCUUGCCGUGUGCUUGUGACUGUCAAGAAGGCCAACUCCGCCUCCACUGCAUCGCCCUCUCCGUACACAGUAGCUACAGCCUCUGGAGCGGCUCUCCUCGCGGGGCUUCUUGUGGGGUCCUUCUAG
Neospora caninum is the source of this 1152-nucleotide messenger RNA. Its product is annotated as srs domain-containing protein. The transcript has a single exon. Gene Ontology annotation, cellular component: membrane. The coding region runs from base 1 to 1152 and encodes 383 amino acids. The record is from RefSeq and is a predicted model, not a curated record. NCBI's taxonomy places the organism in Eukaryota, Apicomplexa, Conoidasida, Eucoccidiorida, Sarcocystidae.